Dentiscutata erythropus is the source of this 480-nucleotide messenger RNA. The record is from the annotation of a GenBank genome assembly. Lineage: Eukaryota; Fungi; Glomeromycota; Glomeromycetes; Diversisporales; Gigasporaceae.
AUGAAUAACGAUCCAGAAGAAAACAAAAUUAAAAUACAAACAGACCUUUUAAUUAAGCGAAUAAAUGGAAUAUCACCUUUAGUCCAACCUUCAUAUUUUCCAAUAACCCUUGCCGCAAAAGAAUCUACCGAUAUUAAGGAUUGGGCUGAUCGGUUUAAUAAAUUUAUUUAUGUUCAUAAUUUAACUAAAAAUCAAGAAUAUUUAAAUAUUGCAAAAAAUGAUAUUAGUAAAUUGAUUAAAGAAUCAAUUCCAAAUUUUGAACGUAAUGACUUUGCUCGGAAGAAAAAAUUUCAUCAAGCAAUGUGUUUUUUGUUUGAAACUGUAGAAAAAAAAAAGAUACCCCUAGAAUUUUGUCAUAGUCAAUUACUUGGUUUGGGCUUCACUGUUAAUUAUUUUACCGAAAGUAAAGAAAAUGAAGUUCAGCAAGUUAUCAAUCAUUUUGUUGAAAAAUGUCCUGAGAAAUUCAGUAGUGGUAAGUAA